GAGCGAAAACUACUAACGUAGGCAGAAAAAACGGAGCGGGCGGGUAAAAAAUAAACAAAGCGGCCGGGAGGGAAAAAAAACGAAGCGGGCGGGCGAGAAAAAAAACCGGAGCGGGCGGGCAGGAAAAAAACCCGAAGCGGACCGACGACGGAAAUAAAACGGACCACGGCCCCGGGGCCGGCGACGGAUUCGGUUCAGAGAAGAACUGACUGCGUGAGGAACCUAAGAGUGGCGGUAUGGAGAGCAAGAUGGAAGAUCAAAGAGGAGGCAUGGUGGACAGCAGUGGUGUUUACACAGACUUUGUUUCUGAGCAGGAAUAUGCGCUUCAUGGCAUUGUUGAGUUACGUGAUGGACCACAUCCUCUCCAAGGCUUCAGUGCCGACGUGCCGGACCUGGUGGGCGAUCCCCCGGACCAGCCUGGCCCCAUGGGCGUGCAGCACACGGUAACCCUGGAGAUGGCUGUGGUGUCCAUGCCAGAGCUGCCCGACAAUGGCCAAGGAAGUGACGGGAGGGAACUCUCGGUGCUAACCGGCCAACAAGAUGAGCAGGUGGAGGCUGCAAACCAGCCAGAUGCAUUGAUCCAAAUGGAGGGACUUGGUUACUACGACAAGAACAAUGAGAGCUUUGAGGACCAGGCCCUGAUUGAUCAUCUCCAACAUCACACAGUGGCCACCAAACGACCACUGUCUCCUAGCUCUGGAGGAGAGGCUGGAUUGCGGGCAAAGCGCCCUCGGUUGGCUCGGAGGAAAAAGAGCAUGGUUGGCGGAGGCCCUAAUGCCCAGGCGAACUCAGCCACUGCCCCUUGUGUGACGUAUCCCUGCCCUGCCUGUGGUCAAGAAUUCCCCCAGGCAGGAGCCUUGAAGGAACACAUGGGCUCGUGCCCCAGUGGCGGUGAUGUAUCUGAGCAGCUGAGAAACGGCUGUACAAUUGAGCCCAGUCCCUGCCCUGACCAAGCACGCGGACGGUUGUUCCAGAGUACCACAGAGAUGGACAAGUAUCACUACCCCUUCUGCUGUGACCAGUGUGAUGUCAUGUGCUCCACUGCCAAGCUCUUGGCAGAACACAAGAAACGCAGCCGGCUGCGGACUGAAAAGUUCAAGUGUGAGCUCUGCCCCUUUGAGAGCUGCAGCCCCCGAGACCUUAACAAGCACUAUGGUGAGAAGCAUCGAGACAAGGCAGCUUACGUCUGUGACAAAUGUGACUUCAUGAGCCGUUAUCGCAAAGCUUUGAAGAAGCACCUGACCCUGCACUCUGACGAGGGUGGUAGUACUACUGAAGAGAACAACAGACAUGUCGACAGGAGACUGGAGCCGGAUAAUGACAGUGUCAUGUUACAGACGUGGCCCGGAAAACCAAAGCCAUCUGCUUGCCAAGAGGAGGACCUGGUGUCAGAGACUGGCUCAGAGGACAACAUCAGCAGAAAAAACAAGUCCCUCAGAGAGCGGCAUUUCAAAGUUGACGUUCAAGAAGGAAUGGAACAUCUGUACAAGACCCACAUCUGCCCGGAAUGCAAACGGUGUUUCAAAAAGAGGACCCAUCUGGUCGAGCAUCUUCACCUCCACUUCCCAGACCCCAGUCUCCAGUGCCCUCACUGCCAGAAGUUCUUCACAAGCAAGGGCAAACUGAAGGUGCACCUGAUGCGGGAGCUGGGUGUGAAGAGCCAUCAUUGCCCUCUGUGCGACUACAGCGCGGUAGAGAAGAACUCACUGAACCGGCACCUGGCCAGCAUGCACGAGAACACCACCAACUUCUACUCUGAGGUCUACGCCUGCCCAGCGUGCCAGGAGAAGUUCACAGUCAGCAACGCGCUCAAGGAGCACAUGAAGACCCACAAGGAGGAGCGGCAGCUGCUGCACUGCCUCGAGGGGGACUGCGGCUACAUGGCGGAGGAGCGCAAGGACUUGGUCCGCCACCUUGAGGAGGUGCACGGCACCCAGGCGGUGGAGUGCCGCUACAGGGCGUGUGGUUCGCUCUUCGCCUCUGAGGCCAGCAUGGAGGCGCAUCGUCGCACCCACUACGCCUUCCACUGUGACCAGUGCGACUUUGUCUGCUCCAACAAGCAUGUCUUCCGGCGCCACAAGCGCAGGGGACACCCAGGCAGCGAGGAGCUGGCCUGUGACUUCUGCCCCUACAAGACCUUCAACCCUGUGGAGUUCAGCGACCAUGUGGGCAAGAUGCACGCAAAUGAGAAGAUCCACAAGUGCAGCGAGUGCGACUUCGCCACGGCGCACAAGAGAGUCCUCAACAGGCAUAUCCUGCUCCACACAGGUGAGAAGCCACAUAAAUGUGAACUGUGCGAUUUCACCUGCAGGGACAUGGGCUACUUGUCGAAGCACAUGCUCACGCAUUCUGACCAUAAGAAUUACAUGUGUACAGAGUGUGGUUACAUUACCAAGUGGAAGCACUACCUCACAGUUCACAUGCGCAAACAUACCGGCGACCUGAGGUAUCAUUGCAACCAGUGUUCCUACCGCUGCCACCGUGCCGAUCAGCUCAGCAGCCACAAACUACGGCACCAGGGCAAGUCGCUCAUCUGCGAGGUGUGCGGCUUCGCUUGCAAGCGCAAGUAUGAGUUGCAGAAGCACAUGCAGGUGAAGCACUCCAAGGACUACCAGCUGCCGCUGCACCAGUGCCAGUACUGCAGCUACCAGACGCAGUACAAGCAGGCGCUACUCAGCCACGAGAACUGCCGGCACACGCGCCUCAGGGAGUUCCGCUGUGCCCUCUGCCCCUACCGCACUUUCAGCAACACCAGCCUCUUCUUCCACAAGCGGAAGACCCAUGGCUACGUGCCGGGAGACAAGGAAUGGCUGGAGAACUAUGCCAGGGAGGAGAUGGCCAUGAACUCCACCCAGAACCUGCUGACAUACAGCGAUGCGAGUGUUCAUCUUUCGGGUACAGCUAGGUCCGAAACGGCAUCCUCGAGGCAGAGCAGCUUUACGACUACUGGAAGGGAUAUCGACCUUGGACUCGUUGCCUCUAGGCCAGAUGAAGGACCACAGGGCAUUUCUGCCCCGUCGGAAGUGGUGUGCUUGGGGCAGCACCCGGUGUUCCCCACCGACACAGAGCGAGCAAGCCCGGCCGUGAGCGUGGAGCCUGGGGAAGCCGGCACUGAAAGCAGCCAGGAUGCGGAGAGGGAGCUUCAGGAGGGCAUGAGUGGGAGCAGCUCGCAGAUGGAGGAGGUCUUCGGCACUCAGCUGGGGUUCCCUCACACUCCAUCAGAGGAGGUGUCAAAGCAAGUGUCCAGCUCCCAGCUGACACCUUUGGACUGCUGGCCCCCGUGUGAGACCAGCGCCAUGUACAGAGACUUUGGACUCAACGCUGCGGAUGUCGACCAGGCGGAUCUUGGUGACGAUGAUGCUGACAUCGGAGAGCAGUGUGGUGAGGAGGAAGGUGGAGAGGGAGGCCGUGUCCUAAGGAACCCAGAGAAACUGGGACAAAGCAUUGACGUCUUCAUGGACGAAGGACAGGACGUAACCUAUGAGCUUUCAGAGAAGACCGGAGAGCCCAGCCAGGAGCUGAACAGUGCAUCUGCCAGUGCGACCUGUGCCAAUGUGCCUGCAGAUGGAGAUCAAGUCUCCAUUGAAUUCCAUGGCGUGGAAGCCCCCGAGUGGGAUGAUAGUCCUGGGCCCGAAAACCAGGGCAAGGUGCGGCUCUCCCCGUCCGAGUGUGAGAUCAAGGCCCUGAGGAAACAGGAUAAGCAGCAGGCCCAAGCCCUGGUCCUGGAAGGACGAGUGCAAAUGUUGGUGGUGCAGACCAACGCUCAGGUCUUCAAGUGUGAGAACUGCUCGUACAUCACCAGAAAGGAGCGAGCUAUGGUCCUCCACACCAAGUCUGGCUGCCAGAGCAAGAAGACACCGCUGGUAUGCGGGGCCUGCGGGGCCACCUUCAAGCAGCAGCGAGGUCUCAACACUCACGUGCAGAAGAAGUGCCCCGUCACCAUUAAGAAGCACAAAUUAUAUGCUCGCCAGACCGGAGUGAAACCACCCACCACCCUGACGAGUGGGGAGGGCGAGGACGUGGACGUGUCACUGAGCACAGAUCCAGAUAAGACUGCUCAGCCGCCGUGCCAAACUGCAGGGCUCUCCGGAGUUGAAGCACCGCCGUUCGAAGGUGGUGCACAGCGUUUCCGAGACCUGGAAGACAGGAACACCUCACUGGAACAGCCAGCAGCUGCUGAGAAAGAGCAAGUUUCCGAGAAGACACCGGCUAAUGGGGAGAACUUACUCCCAACCCAUGAGGAAGUGACGUUGGCCAACAAGGAAAAAAGCCAGAAGUCAGGGAAGGCGAAGUUCACAUCAGCCAGGGGGAGGUAUUCCUGUACCUCAUGCCCCUUCGUCUGCUCCAGUGAGGCAGACAUGGCCGGCCACAUGUCCGAGGGCUGCCCACGCUGCCCCAAGAUGCCCUGUGGGGUCUGCGGGUUGCUGUUCCGCUCGGAGAGGGCUCUGAAGAACCAUCAGGCUGUCAAGCAUGCUGAGGAGGACAGAGAGGAGGGAGAGGGGUCUCCCAGCGAGGGUGAGGGUAGCCCGGAAAUGCUGGAGGGGAGCAGAGUCUCCAGGGAGGAGCCCGGCGCUGGCCAGCAGUGCAGCAGCCGGCGGCGUUUUUCCUGCCCGACCUGCACGUUCAGCUGCUGUCAGGAGCGGGCCAUGGGCACCCACCAACGCAAGGGCUGCCUGAAACCUGGCCAGCUCCAGUGCGCCCUCUGCUCCUUUGUCUGCAAGUCGGAGGCAGCCCUCGAGCACCACACCCGCCUCCACGGCGUCCAGGGCAGCUGCAAGCGCCCGCGACUGACCUGCCGCCUCUGCCCCUUCACCUGCAAGCAGCCCCGCUGCCUGAGGCAGCACGUGGCGAUCCGUCAUGAAGGCGUCAAGCCCCAUCGUUGCCGCUUCUGUGACUUCGGCACCACCCGGCGCUACCGGCUGGAGGCGCACGAGUCCCUCCACACCGGGGUGGGCCGGCUCUCCUGUGACUCCUGCUCCCGCACCUUCGGCACAAGCUCCAAACUGCGCGUCCACAAGCUGAGGGUGCAUGAGCGGCGGCCCACCCACUUCUGCGCCCUGUGCGACUACAGUGGCUACAACCGCAACGACAUCGCCCGGCAUGUGUCCAGCUGUCACGCCGGGCAGCCCAGCGCCGCCUGCAGCCGCUGCCCGGCCCGCUUCAGCUCACAGGGCGCCCUGAAGCAGCACCGGCUGCGGCGGCACCGGGAGAGGGGCCGGCACGGCUGCCCCUCCUGCCUCUUCGCCUGCCGCAGCGAGGCCACCCUCCGCAGCCACGUCCAGCGCCGGCACCCGCUGCUGGAGUGCCCGGCCUGCAAGCAGCGGUUCCCCGGCCGCCAGCAGCUGGACGAACACCGCAAGGUCCACUUCGGCCAUCGCUGCCCGCACUGCCCCUUCGCCAGCCGCGAGCGGCAGCAGCUCAUCCAGCACCUGCUCGACAACCACGAGGAGGGCGAGGAGGGCGGAGGCGCCAAGCCCUUCCGCUGCCCCUUCUGCAGUUUCUCCUGCCGCCACCAGGUGGUGCUCGACUACCACAUGAAGGGCCAUGGGGGCACGCGCCUCUACAAGUGCACCGACUGUGAGUACGCCACCAAAAACCGGCAGAAGAUCACCUGGCACAUCCGCAUUCACACCGGCGAGAAGCCCUACAAGUGCCACCUCUGCCCCUACGCCUGUGCUGACCCCUCACGCUUGAAGUACCACAUGCGGAUUCACCAGGAAGAGAAGAAGUACCUGUGUCCAGAAUGUGGCUAUAAGUGCAAGUGGAUAAACCAGCUCAAAUACCACAUGACCAAGCAUACAGGAGCCAAGCCCUACCGAUGUGACCAAUGCGAUUAUUGCACAAACCGGGCAGACGCACUGCGCACCCACAAGGAGACACGUCACAAAGAGGCGCGCAGCUUCAUCUGUGAGCAGUGCGGGAAGGGCUUCAAGACCCGCUUCCUCCUCAAGACCCACCUGAAGAAGCACAGUGAGGAAAAGCCCUACGUGUGCACUGUCUGCCGCCGGGGCUUCCGCUGGCAGGCUGGCCUCCGGCACCACUACCUCACCCACACCAACGAGCACCCCUUCUUCUGUCGCCACUGCAGUUACAAGGCCAAGCAGAAGUUCCAGGUGGUCAAGCACAUCCAGCGGCACCACCCGCUCAAAGCCACCGAUGACCUCAGCGAGGGGGUGGGCAAGGUGCCGAUCACCCAUGCCCUGGCUGCCCGUGACCUGGGCAGUGGGGACCCCCAGCCUACCCUCCCUCAGAAUCCGGUGGGCACUGACAGUCUGGUUGCGAGCUCGUGAAC
Hypanus sabinus (Atlantic stingray) is the source of this 6292-nucleotide messenger RNA. RefSeq names its product zinc finger protein 142 (gene znf142). The transcript has 9 exons. NCBI's taxonomy places the organism in Eukaryota, Metazoa, Chordata, Chondrichthyes, Myliobatiformes, Dasyatidae. The record is from RefSeq and is a predicted model, not a curated record. Bases 237 to 6290 code for a protein of 2017 amino acids. Gene Ontology annotation, cellular component: nucleus. Gene Ontology annotation, biological process: regulation of gene expression.